Messenger RNA from Condylostylus longicornis, 1218 nucleotides. Its product is annotated as putative nuclease HARBI1. The coding region runs from base 1 to 1176 and encodes 391 amino acids. The transcript has 6 exons. Lineage: Eukaryota; Metazoa; Arthropoda; Insecta; Diptera; Dolichopodidae. The record is from RefSeq and is a predicted model, not a curated record.
AUGCGAAAACGAAAACAUAGAAAUGCUAUUCUCGCAUCAAAAGAUUUAAGGCUGGGUAAGAUAAAUUGUAAUGCUAUUUCCAAUGUAAUACGUAACAUAAGAAAAAAGAGAUGUGCUCUCCUUUGUAAUAUUGUAAAACCAAACAAACUAACAAGGAAAAUUCCAAAAAUAAUAAAUUUCGACCAAAUUAUUCAAAAAUAUCCUGAUGACGUAUUUUUCAGUCAUUUUCGAAUGAGUACAGCUACCUUUGAAGUGGUAUAUAACAUGUUAGAGCCAUCAUUUGUUUCAAACCAGAUCGGUCGGCCAAGUUUUCCGCUGAAAUAUUGUUUGCUUGUUACCAUAUGGAAAUUGGCAAACAAUAAUACAUUCAGAGAAGUUAGUGACCGGUUUGGAAUAGCACAGGGAACAGCCUACCAUAUUUUUGUUAAAAUAACACGAUUAAUCGCCAAACUGAAAGGUAAAGUUAUCAAAUUCCCUCGAAGUGAAGCUGCACAAAGACAAAUAAUUGAAGGGUUUGAAAAUAGUCGCUGCCGUCCUUUGCCAAACACCAUAGGAUGCAUUGAUGGUAUGCAUAUACGAAUUAGCAAACCUAUAAAAGAUCCAAUAAGCUUUUAUAAUCGCAAGGGUUUUUAUUCAGUCCUUGUGCAGGGAGUAGUUGACAGCCAAAUGAAAUUUAUAGACGCAUUUGUCGGUUAUCCCGGCAGUUGCCAUGAUGCGGCUAUGUGGAACGCAAGUCCGUUAAAAGAGGCAAUUACGAAUGGUUCCAUCGUUGUUCCACUAGACAACCAUUUAAUUGGUGAUGGCGCAUAUGCGUUGCAAACGUAUAUGAUGGUACCUUUUAAGGAAAAUGGAUUUCUCACCGAAUGUGAGAGCAAAUAUAAUACCGCUUUAAGUUCUACUCGCGUGUUUGUAGAGCAGGCAUUCGGUAUUUUAAAAAAAAAGUGGAGGAUGCUAAAUCAUCUAGAAUUACAAAAUAUAAAGGUAUCAAAGACCAUAAUUAUGGCAAGUAUUGUACUCCACAAUAUUAUUAUUGAUAACGAAAGAGUAACCAUAAAUGAUAUGUGCGAAGUGGAAACUGAUGCUGAUGCUAUUGAUACUGCCGAAUCCAGUAUACUUGAUUUUCAAACAGAAGCUGUAAAUAAAAGAAAUAGAUUGAAAAAUUUAAUUUGUGCUUAAAAUUGGUAAAAUUUAAAAUUGAAAUACCAUUUUUAAUUUUGU